Messenger RNA from Malus domestica (apple), 649 nucleotides. RefSeq lists its product as uncharacterized. Lineage: Eukaryota; Viridiplantae; Streptophyta; Magnoliopsida; Rosales; Rosaceae. The record is from RefSeq and is a predicted model, not a curated record.
GGUGGAAAGGCCCACCCUUUCUAGUUCCCAUAUAAAGAGCGCUUCAUGCUCAUAUCCUUCAUCAAACACUUAAACAUUCACAAUCACUACCAAAAGAAUUCAGAAUACCCAAAGGAGAGAAAAGAAAUCAUGAGUUCAUCAAGUGCAAGCAAGGCUAUAGUGGCAGCAAGUGUUGGAGUUGUGGAGGCACUCAAGGACCAAGGGAUUUGCAGAUGGAACUCUGCUUUGAGAUAUGUAGGCCAACAAGCCAAGAGCCAAGUGAGGUCAUUUUCUCAGGCCAACAGCAAGCUCUCUUCUCCUUCUGCUUCAGUUCUGAGUAAAGUGAGAGAUGAGAAGAUGAAGAAAUCAGAGGAGUCUUUGAGGACAGUCAUGUACCUCAGCUGCUGGGGUCCCAACAACUAAUCAAUUAUUCAUUCACAGAAACAAGAGCAAAUUAAGAUUGCAUGUUUUUGUGUAAGCGCUUGCUGAUGGAACACCCCAUGAAGGGGUCCUUAAGUUAUUAGCAAAGGCUAUCGUUUGGGAUCGUAAGUGGCAGGCAAUUGAUGUCUGCUAGGUCCUGGCAAAUUGAUGUAAAUUUUGUUAUGUUAUGACAAUUGCCAUGUAAAUCAAACAUAUAAAUCUGAGAAUUGCUGAUCACUAUUGAGUUGAA